Poeciliopsis prolifica (blackstripe livebearer) is the source of this 3359-nucleotide messenger RNA. It is a transcript of the gene prrg1, whose product is annotated as proline rich Gla (G-carboxyglutamic acid) 1. The record is from RefSeq and is a predicted model, not a curated record. Bases 528 to 1163 code for a protein of 211 amino acids. Gene Ontology annotation, cellular component: extracellular region. NCBI's taxonomy places the organism in Eukaryota, Metazoa, Chordata, Actinopteri, Cyprinodontiformes, Poeciliidae. The transcript has 4 exons. Gene Ontology annotation, molecular function: calcium ion binding.
GUUUAAUGUCUGUUGUUUCUUUUCGGUGUGUUCACGAACAGAGAAGCAACAGCUGGCAGAGAUCUCCGUCUCCUCGUCUGCGUCGAAAGGAAAUCCGGCCUUUUGAGCCACAUGUCGGUCAUUAAAUCGCAUCCUGAGCUGGAGGUUUAUCGGAUCCAGCCGAGCUGUUUCUGGUUCGGAGCUCCGACCAACUCGGACCUGCUUCACCGACACGCGUUCAAACGGAGAGGGGAUUGUUGAGCGGGGUGUUGAACGGUGCUGUCGGUGCUUCAGGUUGUUGUUGUAACGGGGCGGCGGCGCUUUGUUUUGAGAUUUCCCCGCUGCACGUCGUCUGUUUCAGCUGGGAUCUGGGAGCUUAUUGUUUUUAUUCUAACACGUCCCGUUCAGAAAUGCCCCUGGAAAAUGUGACAACAGACACUGACCUCUAUUUGAGGCAUGUUGAGUUGAGCUGCAGUUAUUAUUUGCCAUCCAGCUGUUUAUAAGAAAUAUCAGAGAGAUAAGUCACCCCAAACAUACUGGCAGGAAUCAUGGGGAGUGUGUUCCUGCCAGCAAAUUCAGCCCACUCGGUGCUGAGGCGGCUGCGGAGGGCCAACUUCCUGUUAGAAGAGAUGAAGCUUGGGAACAUUCAGAGGGAAUGCCGUGAGGAGGUGUGCACCUACGAGGAGGCCCGCGAAGCUUUCGAGAACGACGAGAAGACGAAGCGAUUCUGGGAGGAAUAUGUCCGGGAAAGCAGUCCACCUGGUGGUUUGGACUCCAUGGUCAGCGGGGCCCAAUCUCUCUACCUGAUCGUGCCGCUGCUGCUGGUCGGGCUCAUCGUCAUCGCCGUCGCCAUCACUGCCUGGCGCUGCCACUCCCGCAAGCGCUCGCAGCGCAGCCCAGGCCUGGGGCACUCGCAUCACAACCACGUCCUGUCUGUGGUCUCCAUGGACCAGUGGGGGAGGGAUUACCAUCAUGGUGACCAAUCAGAACUCAGCAUCCACAGCAGCCCGGCCUAUCCAGGUUCUGAGAUCACGUUGGGGAGAGGAAGCGCAGGAGAUCCGCCGCCAUCAUACGAAGAGGCUGUGGGCCACACAGAUGUCCAGAUAGAGACAGAGCCGCCUCCUCAGUACGAAGACAUCGUGAACUCCAGCUCCGGUAGAAUCAGCAGUGGUCAAAGGAAGUGAAAACAUCUCAAACUAAAGCCCUGACCUUCGUGAAGACCAUGUUAUUGUUUAGGAGUGAUAUCACCAGCCUUCAACAUUCAGCAAGCACACACAUUUCAGUGGACUGAUGCAAACUUUUCCGGUGCCAGUUCUGUUGAAAUUUGCACUAACCUUUUCAUCAUCAAGGUGAAGUAAUGCAUAAGGGAUUAAGUGAUACUGUAAAACCAAAACCAAACAACACCUCAUGUGAAGGAUGAAAGGGUUUUAUUGCUAUAAUUCAGACCAGCAUUUAUGAGGGUUGGAUUGAUGCUUUUUAGAGGAUCAGUGCCAAACUAUUGAGACUUAUGUAGGCAAAAGUACAUUAUUUCAACCUUUCUUUUUCUUAAUAUCUAAUUAUCUGUUUUUUGUCCAAACACAUGUAGAGUCAGACAUGUUUGUGGAUUUGAGACAUGUCUUGGACUUGGUGUUGGAUUAGGUGAUCUUGGCUAAUCCAAUAAACCCUGGUAAAGAUGUGUAAAAAGCUUUAAACUAAAUGCACGUUUCAUUCCAGCACAAUAACCUAGCAAUAGAAAAUUGAGCCAGAGAAGUAGGGAGAUAAGUCAGUGCUUGUCCAUGUAAUGUUCUUACAGUAAAAAGGAGGAACUUAGCUUUGAAAUCGAUGGCAAGCCAGUUUAACUGGUAAAUCUGCAUUUAAAAAUCUUAGCAAUUGGUUGAUGGGGUAAUAAUGUUCUAUCACAUGCACGCUUGGAGCAUACAGUGGGAGAAAUGUGAAACAGACCCACAGAUUCCCAGACCAUCCAGCGUUAGGAACGGUGUGUAAAAGAUGUGCUUUUACACACAUUCAUUCUCCGCUUUACUCCAAACCUGAUCGUUUUUUUGCCAAAAAAAACUUAAUCUCAGUCUUAAUCUGAUCUAAGCACCUAAUAAAAUCCCAAAAGCAAAAAACAAACUCACAGUUACAUAAGAAGGGAAAUUCCUUUGUUGGUGAAUUUAAGAAGUCCAGUUUUUCUUUAGGUUUUGUAAUAUCUGUGAUGACUUAGUACCAACAGGAUUAAGUCAUGUCCUGUUGGUACAUGACUAACUUGGAACGGCAUUGUUUUGGCAUCACUCAACCAGUUUACAUGUAAAUAGACUCUAAUUAUUGUUAUGAAGACUGACAACCCUCUUCACUCCACUUUGGUAACUGUAAAUUUUACAGAGAGGAUAAAUAUUGGUCUCUAUUAAGCUUAGUUGCCAGUUACAAAAGGAAAUGGGUCUCUGUGUCAAAUGCUUUUAUUGCAGAGAAAUAGGUGUAGAUUACCAAGUAGAAACUCCUCACUUAACAUCAAAUUUAAAUAAAUGCUUUUCUUAUAUUUUUUUUAUUGAUAUUAAUAUGGGUAAAUGUUUUUACCGCUGCUAAAUACUUUGAUUUAAUUGUUAGAUUCAUCUAAAUAUUUCAGUAUUAGAUUGUGCUACUGCAUUAACAAGCAAUAAUUAUUGUAUGGCUUUUUACACAACUUUGCCAGGGAUGCUUAGAAAUGCUUCUGUGUCUAGUUGUGUUUUAAGGUUUUUCUUUCUCGUUCAGUUUCCAGGCUGUUGAACUGUGCAGUUAUUUGUCUGAGGGAGGGAAAUCAAAAGUCAGACGUUUUUCUGCCUUUUAACUUCUGGAACUCUUUUGGUGGCUUUUCUGCUUGUACUGACUGGAAGUGAAAAGGAGCCCGUCACAUUUUAUGAUAGAUAAUUAUAGACCCUGAUACAAAGAAGAAGUUAACACUUCAAAAUACUUUACACAGUACUAGCAGAUUUCUUGCUUUAAUCUAGGUUGAAAUGGUUUAUUUUUCCAGCAAAUGCACUAAUCCAACCUUUGAGAAUAUGUUGAAGACUGGAACAUAAAAAGGAGGAAGCGAAGUGGGAAUCACAUUACUUAUAAUCUUGGUAAUGCAUGAACUUGGCCUUGUCAGGUCAGAACUAUCUGCCCUGUUUGUUGACAGUCAGGGCUCAUUAACCCUCAUAAAACUGGGUUUCUGCUCAGAGGCAGAAAUAUGGGCAAGAAAAAAGAGAUUCUGGAGCUGUUAGGAAAUUAAAUGUAAGAAAUGAGUUUGUAUUAAGUGUCACUAUAACUAAACUCCACUUUUAGCAUGUGUAAUCACCUCUACAUACUGUAUUUGUAUAUAUAAUAUGUAUGAAAGUUAACUUUUUUUUUAAUGCAUAGGAGUUCAUUAAAUGCAUUGAUACUAA